Molecule: messenger RNA, 1664 nt
Organism: Anopheles cruzii
Lineage: Eukaryota; Metazoa; Arthropoda; Insecta; Diptera; Culicidae
Product: V-type proton ATPase subunit G-like
Exons: 3
Coding region: 79-441 (120 amino acids)
Biological process (GO): proton transmembrane transport
Cellular component (GO): vacuolar proton-transporting V-type ATPase complex
Molecular function (GO): proton-transporting ATPase activity, rotational mechanism
Source: RefSeq, a predicted model, not a curated record
UCGGGUGACGUUUCCAAGUAGUUCUUUGCUAGGUCCUGCGAAAGAAGGUUUUAAGAAUCGAAAGAUCAAAUUGUACAAAUGGCUAGCCAAACCCAAGGCAUACAGCAACUACUGGCAGCGGAAAAACGUGCCGCGGAAAAAGUGGGCGAAGCAAGAAAACGAAAGCAGCGACGCUUGAAGCAGGCCAAAGAAGAAGCUCAGGAAGAAAUUGAACGCUAUCGUCAGGAACGAGAAAGACAGUUCAAAGAGUUUGAAGCGAAGCACAUGGGAAGUCGUGAAGGUGUUGCUGCCAAGAUUGAUGCUGACACCGUUAGAAAGAUCGAAGAAAUGAACAGAUCAAUUUCGGUCAAUAAGGCUGCCUUGUUGAGCGAAAUUCUCACUCUAGUGUACGAUAUCAAACCGAUGCUUCAUAAGAACUUCCAGUACAUGAAGGCCAAGUAAACAAGAGAAAUGGGUACGAUCCAGUAACAAUUGCUCGUUUUAACGGUUAACUGUGCGUAAUGGUCAUGUUAUGUUACAGCAGUAAUUUGAAGCCAGUGUGUUAACCCGAAAAUGGAAGUAAGGGCAAAUGGAAAUCCAGUUGAAGUACGGCCGCAGUUUAACAAAACACUAUUAGACAUAGUUUCGAGGUUCAGCCGAUGACGUGCAACUGUAAAUAAUUAUGUAAUUGAUUUAUUUUUCUCUCUACUUGCGAUAAGUUACAGUUUUGCUUGCACGAUUGCCAUGUUGUGCAAUUUUCAAGGCCUUUCCUCCUCAAUUGCUCAUUGUUAUUAAUAUUGUUUUCGUCAUAUUGUCAGUUAUAAUGCGCCAAACAACAAACUAAACAACCCUGAUACAAUUUUAUUUUCGUUAAAAGUAUCAAGAUACAGUGUUCGAUGCAUAUUGAACUCAUUUUUCAUUUUAAGUUUGAUCAUAUUUGAAAUGUGGUUUUGAAAUUGAUAAUAUGUUCGUUAAUCUGCUUAUCCAUUCAAUUGCAUUGGGUCAGGUCAUUCGUUUGUGUUAUUUCGGUUACUAGUUCAAAAUUUACACCACCAGACGCAACACCAGACAAUAUUAGCCAGCACUGGCUCGAUAUGGAGAGCUUAAGAGAUCAUAACAAUGUUUAAGCAUAACGCAGCAUACUAUUUGUUUGAGUUAAUGCAAAACUAAAGCUUGGUGAUCGCGAUGGAUGGUAGAUAAAUCUAAGAAUGUGUCGAGAAAAAAAAAUUUCUACCGCACGUGUCUAUAGGAUUUGUUGAAGUUUAUCUAUUGCGGAAACUUAUCACUUGCUUCGUGUUUAGUGGCAUCAUUCUCACUUUCGUUGAACGUUAAAUCGGUUAAACGGCUAAAUCUUAAACUAACACGAAUCUCUAAUCUUUGUAUAGUGUUAGCUUUUGUCAUUUUUUAAUGACUAAAGGCGAGCUUCGCUGAUUGAUUUUUUGGAAAUAAAAGCAAAUGUUCAUUACAUCCCACAGUUACAAUUGAAAUUUGAAUAUAAAUACCGCUAAGUCCGUUUAUUUAAGAAAAACCUACAAAGUUGAAUCAUUUCUACGCUAUAGAGUGUUCCCUAGCAAUGGAAAACAAUGGAACUACAACCACUCUCUACAAAGACGAAAGAGAAAGAAGAGUACAGUGUGAACAAAUUAACUUGUGUACUUUUUCAUUUGGUUAUAAAAAACGGCUGA